Diprion similis is the source of this 1766-nucleotide messenger RNA. Its product is annotated as putative fatty acyl-CoA reductase CG5065. Gene Ontology annotation, biological process: long-chain fatty-acyl-CoA metabolic process. NCBI's taxonomy places the organism in Eukaryota, Metazoa, Arthropoda, Insecta, Hymenoptera, Diprionidae. Gene Ontology annotation, cellular component: peroxisome. Gene Ontology annotation, molecular function: alcohol-forming very long-chain fatty acyl-CoA reductase (NADP+) activity. The record is from RefSeq and is a predicted model, not a curated record. The coding region runs from base 206 to 1765 and encodes 519 amino acids. The transcript is spliced from 9 exons.
CGAGAGACCUGCGAACGCAGUGCUCGAGCGACCAUCGGGAUUACCGUACAGCCCGCCACCUUUCGUCACGAGCCGUUAACGUUAAACAAUUUCCAGAACCGACGUGCGUCGCUGGCCCAUACAGAAAAGUAUUCAACGAAGUUCCCUUGACUGUUGACUGUUGACCCCGAGUUGAUUUCGAAGCGUGCAAUUUGAACGUAUUGCGAUGGAUCAGCCGAGUGAAAUACAAUCGUUCUACAAAGGACGUUCAGUUUUUAUUACCGGAGCCUCGGGUCUGAUGGGUAAGGUUUUACUCGAAAAGCUUCUGUACUGCUGCGGUGAUUUGAAAUCCAUCUACAUCCUUCUUCGCCCGAAACGUGGACGCUCGGUGGAAGGUCGUCUCGACGAUAUGUUCAAACUUCCGAUGUUUCAACGGAUUCAAAAAUUGAAUCCCGCCUUGAUGGAAAAAGUAGUGCCGAUGGAGGGUGACGUGACAAUGGAUAACCUUGGGCUGAACGAACAACAGCGAAAAACUCUUGCCGAGGAAGUGUCAGUUGUAUAUCAUUGCGCGGCUACUCUUCGCCUGGAAGCUAAGCUGAAAGAUGCCAUCGAAAUGAACACGGUGGGUACGAGUAGGGUGCUUGAACUCUGCAGGACAAUGAAAGGGCUGAAAUGCAUGCUGCACCUUAGUACAGCCUUCUGCCAUGUGGACCAGGUCGAACUUGGCGAGAGGGUUUACGAAGCGAACGAGGACCCUCGAGACGUAAUGCGUAUGAUACAAUGGAUGGAUGAAGAUGCCAUUAACCUCGUAACACCAAAAUUAAUCGAACCACAUCCAAACACAUACACGUACUCGAAGAGGCUUGCCGAAACACUGGUUUCCGAUGAAUACGCAACCAUGCCUUGCGUGAUCGCCAGACCAUCGAUCGUAACUCCAGCAUGGAAAGAACCGCUACCUGGGUGGGUGGACAGCCUAAACGGACCCGUGGGGCUCAUCGUAGCUGGCGGCAAAGGUGUCCUACGGUCGAUGCACUGCAACGGCAACUAUCACGCGGAAGUUGUCCCCGUUGAUUUGGCAAUAAGUGCCCUCAUAAGCAUCUCUGUAAAAAUCGGCACAGCAAAAGAAAAGCCGAAGAAAAUACCUGUUUACAACAUCACCCAAAGUGGGGUUGCGCCAAUCACGUGGAGUGAAGUCCUUGAGAAGGGGAAGAAGAUCGCGUAUCAGUAUCCUUUCGACGGAGCUGUCUGGUACCCGGACGGUGACAUACGGAGCACCAAGUUUGUACACGAACUCAUCGUUUUCUUCUUCCAUCUGAUUCCAGCCUAUUUCAUCGACUUUCUAAUGCUGAUAUUCCGACAGAAACGUUUCAUGGUCCGCAUUCAAAGACGGAUCUCCGAUGGCCUCGAGGUUCUCCAGUAUUUCACGACAAGAGAAUGGAUAUUUCACAACACCAAUCUCUUAAUCCUCUGGAACGAGAUGAGUCCAAAGGACAAGGAGUUAUUCCCAAUUGAUUUUUACAACAUCGAUCAGAUUGUCUACAUGACCGAUGUGGUCCUGGGUGCGAAACAGUACUGCAUGAAAGAGAAACUUGACACGCUUCCCAGGGCGCGGAGGCAUCUUAAAAUGUUGUACGUGAUUCAUGUCACUGCGGUCUACGCCUUUUACUUCGGAAUUAUUUAUUACAUAUGGAAGAACUUAGAGAUAGCCAGAUUCUGCCUUGACUUCGCUACGGAAGGUUUGAAGAGUGUUCCGAUUAUCGGAGGAUUGAUCGAGAGAGUGCGUUAGA